Medioppia subpectinata is the source of this 539-nucleotide messenger RNA. NCBI's taxonomy places the organism in Eukaryota, Metazoa, Arthropoda, Arachnida, Sarcoptiformes, Oppiidae. The record is from the annotation of a GenBank genome assembly.
UUAAAUUACUAUAUUUGUAGAAACAGUUUUAUUUAAAGAAAACUACAGUCUAUCACCGAUAAUAUGGCCGAUACUAAAACUGGAAAAUUCGUGCAAAUCUCGUCCAACAACUUCGAGCAACUAUUAAAACAACUCGGCGUUCCCGAUGACCAGGUUGCAAAAUGGUCGGGCGCUAAGCACACCAUUGAGAUGAGCAAAACUGGCGAUGAGGUCCACAUUAUGUCGACUAACGGCGAUCACGUGCGGGACACCAAAUUUAAACUUGGUGUAAAGUACAGUGAAAAAUUUAACGGCAAAGAUGUCCAGGCAAUUGGUGUGAAGGAAGGCAAUCGUAUUACUCACACCAUAGGAGAGGGCGACAAACAAUUGAAGGUUGUCUACGAGUGGAACGGCAAUGAACUCCGGGUGACGAGCACUGCGGGUCCGGUGGUGGCCGUCCGUACGUACGCUAAACAGUAGGCACCCGACCACUCAUUGGACACCAUAACAAACAUGCUUAUAUUUUGAUAAUUAUAUUUUAUAUUAUAAUAGCAAUACUU